AUUUUCUCUGCUCCCCUAAACGCGUCGUGCUCUAGCUGCACAGAAGCGCAAGCAACCUCCUGUCCUCGGUCGCUCUCGUUCACUACCCGCCCCGCCGUACUGCCUCCCGAUGUCGCCGGACCCGCCGAAACCGCGCUGCCGCGGCAGCGACGACGACGAUUGCCCCUCUCCUCCAUCAUCCGACCGCAACCGGCACCUGGUCACCCCGCUCGUGGUCACCGCGUUCGUCCUCGUCUUCCUCUCCCUCGCGUCCCUGUCCAUCUACUGCUUCGUCCGCCGCAGGAGGCGCCGUCGCCGGCAGCAGUCCCUUCUCGCCGCCGAGGCUGCCAACCCCGGCGUCCAAGGCGACGGCCCCGCGCCCGAGAUGGCUGCCGCUGCGACCGCGACCGACGUCGAAGGGGGCGCUCCAGGCCCAGAGGAUGAAGAAGUCGUGCACCACGCGUGGCACAUCCGCACCGUGGGGCUGGAUGAGGCGGCGAUCGAGUCCAUCGCCCUCACGCGGUACCGCGCCGGCGCGGGCACGACGUUGGGCGGCGCCGCCGACUGCUCCGUCUGCCUCGGCGAGUUCCUGGACGGCGAGCUCCUCCGGUUGCUCCCCAAGUGCGGCCACGCGUUCCACGUCCCCUGCAUCGGCACCUGGCUCCGCGCCCACGUAAACUGCCCGCUCUGCCGCGCCGACGUCGUCGUCUUGGACUCGGCGGCCACCGCCGGUUCGGAUCCACCUGCCGACGACGCUCACCAGGUUUCCAGCGGCACCGAAACCUCGAAUCACGAGCUGCCGGGUCCGGCUCACCGGCAGAAUGAGGAGCAGGACCUGCGCGUACAGAUCGAUCGCCGCAACCGGUCGAGGUCGCCGGAGCCACCGCGCAGGAGGAUGCAGAAUUUUCGUCGCGUGGCUUCCAUGGACUCGUCGGUGGUGUCCGCCCGGGCCGGGCUGGUUCCUCAAGACAAGCGGAGCAGUACAGAAAACCAGGGGAACGGCGAGGUGCCAUCGGGCUCUGGGCGUUUGCCGCAUGUGUCCGGCGGUGGCCGGUGGUCUCUCGUCUCGCGACAUCGCCGGACGAGCAGUUCCUUGCUCCCGUCUUGACUGCCCGGAAAUAUUCCAUGGGCCGCGAGAGCUCGUUCGUGUGCUUGAGCAGUGCCGGUGCUAUGGUUAUGCUUCAGUGUACAGAGGUUUUGCAAACUCAGAAUGCACGGAUCAUGUGUGAAAUUCAGAUAUAAUGUCGGAACUUUGUUUUUUGAGAGAGACUCGGAGACUGUUGGUCUGCUGCCAUGCCAGGCCGUUGCGGUCGCCAAUCAUCCCUCCUAGACUUUUUAGAGAUUUUAAUAUGAACUACGUAUAUAUAAA
Molecule: messenger RNA, 1348 nt
Organism: Hordeum vulgare subsp. vulgare (domesticated barley)
Lineage: Eukaryota; Viridiplantae; Streptophyta; Magnoliopsida; Poales; Poaceae
Product: E3 ubiquitin-protein ligase RING1-like
Exons: 1
Coding region: 110-1087 (325 amino acids)
Biological process (GO): protein ubiquitination
Source: RefSeq, a predicted model, not a curated record